Messenger RNA from Camelina sativa (false flax), 1893 nucleotides. RefSeq names its product putative DUF21 domain-containing protein At1g03270. Lineage: Eukaryota; Viridiplantae; Streptophyta; Magnoliopsida; Brassicales; Brassicaceae. Gene Ontology annotation, biological process: intracellular manganese ion homeostasis; magnesium ion homeostasis. The record is from RefSeq and is a predicted model, not a curated record. Gene Ontology annotation, cellular component: cytoplasm.
CUUCACAGCAAAAAACCUUUCACAUCACAACAUUCUCUCUCUCUAUCUCUCUCUCUAGGUAGCUAUCUCCGUAGCUGUUUUUUUGUCUCUCUUCAAGCGACCAAAUCGAAGCGUGGCAAUGGUUGUUCUGAGCACUCUGGCGUUGGUAAGAGCCGCCUACUCGCUGAACAGUUUCGUCUUUGAAGCGGAAGACAUCCGAUUCGGUUCGCCGUGGUGGUUCGUAGUCGUCGGUGUGGCGUGUUUCCUCGUUCUCUUCGCUGGGAUAAUGUCGGGACUCACGCUUGGGCUAAUGUCCCUUGGUCUCGUUGAGCUUGAGAUUCUCCAGCAGAGUGGUUCCUCCGCCGAGAAAAAACAGUCCGCUGCUAUUUUGCCUGUGGUUAAGAAGCAGCAUCAACUUCUCGUGACUCUACUUCUAUGCAAUGCAGCUGCCAUGGAGGCUCUUCCUAUAUGCCUGGAUAAGAUAUUCCACCCUUUCGUGGCUGUUUUACUUUCAGUUACUUUUGUUCUUGCUUUUGGAGAGAUAAUUCCGCAAGCUAUAUGCUCGAGAUACGGACUUGCUGUUGGCGCUAAUUUUUUGUGGCUGGUUCGCGUUUUGAUGAUUAUCUGCUUUCCCAUUGCUUACCCUAUCGGAAAGGUUCUUGAUGCUGUAAUUGGGCAUAGUGACACACUCUUUAGGCGAGCUCAGCUGAAAGCCCUUGUCUCAAUUCACAGCCAGGAGGUAGUUGCUCUUUGUGAUCUAACUAGACAAAUCCAGAACGGGAAAGGACAGAGAUAUUACGCUGCUGGUAAAGGGGGUGAACUGACACACGAGGAAACAAUGAUUAUAAGCGGAGCCUUGGAUUUGAGCCAGAAGACUGCUGAGGAGGCUAUGACGCCAAUUGAAUCAACAUUUUCGCUAGAUGUAAAUACAAAGUUAGACUGGGAAACAGUUGGAAAAAUACUUUCGCGAGGUCAUAGCCGAAUCCCGGUCUACUUGGGGAAUCCUAAAAAUAUCAUUGGGCUUCUAUUGGUUAAGAGUCUUCUAACUGUACGAGCUGAGACAGAAGCACCUGUAAGUUCGGUUUCCAUCAGGAAGAUCCCAAGGGUUCCAUCAGACAUGCCAUUGUACGAUAUCCUCAAUGAAUUUCAAAAGGGAAGCAGUCACAUGGCUGCAGUUGUCAAAGUUAAAGACAAAGAUAAAAAGAAUAACAUGCAGUUGCUGAGUAAUGUCGAAACACCCAAAGAAUAUAUGAAGUUUUACCAGACUAGUAAUCUAACGACUCCUUUGCUGAAGCAUGAAUCCCAUGAUGUCGUUGUUGAUGUUGAUAAUGUACCAAAGCAUGUGAAAAACAGGGGAAGAAAUUUCCAACAGAACGGUAUUGUGACAAGAGACUUGCCGUGUUUGUUGGAAGAUAACGAGGAUGCAGAAGUGAUUGGCAUCAUCACGUUAGAGGAUGUCUUUGAAGAACUUCUACAAGCAGAAAUCGUAGAUGAAACAGAUGUUUACAUUGACGUACAUAAAAGGAUACGUGUGGCGGCGGCUGCAGCAGCUGCUGUAUCAUCCAUAACCCGUGCUUCACCAGGGGAGGUUCAAAGCAAGGUAGGACAAACCGUGAAGAAGAAGCUUGUUGGGAGAGAAGCUCGCAGUACAAAAAAUUACACAACAAAAGUCACGGAGACUCUUUUCGCGGAAUCAGAUAGAUAGUGUUUAGCUUCUAUUGCUAAUCUAAGGUUGAAGGUUCGACGUCAUGUCUCUUAGAACUUAGUUUGUUGUAUGUUGUGUGUGUCAAUACGAAGUUGGAAUAAUGAGGGAAUAAGAAAAGUAAAGAGUUCUGUAUCUUUCUAAACCAAUAGAAUGGUACAUACCGGUUUGAGCAGCUCUAACGGUAUGAAGUUAUGGCCACUUGAGUUAAA